This is a messenger RNA of Poecile atricapillus (Black-capped chickadee), 2799 nucleotides long. Its product is annotated as guanine nucleotide-binding protein G(t) subunit alpha-3-like. Gene Ontology annotation, molecular function: GTPase activity; G protein-coupled receptor binding; GTP binding. Gene Ontology annotation, cellular component: photoreceptor inner segment; photoreceptor outer segment; heterotrimeric G-protein complex. NCBI's taxonomy places the organism in Eukaryota, Metazoa, Chordata, Aves, Passeriformes, Paridae. The record is from RefSeq and is a predicted model, not a curated record. Gene Ontology annotation, biological process: detection of chemical stimulus involved in sensory perception of bitter taste; adenylate cyclase-modulating G protein-coupled receptor signaling pathway; sensory perception of sweet taste. The transcript has 10 exons. The coding region runs from base 884 to 1792 and encodes 302 amino acids.
GUUGCCCUGAAAAAAUUCCAUAUUCCCCCCCCUUCCGAAGAGAAAACCAUAUAUUUCAAUGUCUUUUUGAUCCAUUUGGUCUGGCUCUUUAGUAGGGAAAGUUGUGCAAAUGACAAAAACUCAGUGAGAAGAGAGAAGCUGCUGGUUGUGCUGGACAGAGGACUCUGGACAGCAAAAGGCUGAGUGGCUGCUGGUCAGAGGGAGUGUGACACACAUCUUGUCACUUUGCAGAGAGCAGCAGCUCCACUAGGCACCAUUCUGGAAACCGAGAGGUCAACGUCCCACACAGAGAGCAAUCUCCAACAGUUGUGCAUAACAGGCAAAAGAAUUUUAGAAGCAGUAUUCACUGAUAAAGAGAAUCACCAGCAAGGCUACAGAUAAUCAUCUGUGGGAAGUGGAAUUCCUUGACUUUGUUUACAGCCUCCAACAAUCAAGCAGGUCCUGGAGUUUAUCAGGAUGUCUCUGGUGUGGCAGCCACCAUCCACUGAAGGCAGCCUCCAGUAACCUCUGCAGGAAACUGCCAUUAACAAGUCAGACGUGUCCAGGAACUGAAGUCUGGAAAAGCUUACUUCAAGAUCUUUACACAGUGUUUUCCUAAACUGGGAAGCUGACCUUUGUCUCUUGGAGUUAUUCUAGACAUUGCUGACAUCGUCAGCUGUCCAACAACUUUGAGAAAAUCAGUUCAUCCACAGCUUCUGCACCAGCUACUUGCAUGGGAGAAGGACACUAUUAAAAUUCUCCCUGGAGAGCUGCUGAAUUUAGAACAGUGAAAAAAACCAGGAUGGUGCUGGGGAAAAGGAUUUUCUUCUAGUGGGAAAAAUGCUCAGAAGAACUUUUGUGACAGUGUGCUGGAGAGUCAGGAAAGAGCACUAUUGUAAAGCAAAUGAAGAUCAUCCAUAAAGAUGGUUUCACCUAUGAGGAACGCAUGGAGUUCAGACCUAUUGUUUACAGUAAUGCAGUGCAGUCCAUCCUGGCUAUUGUGAAAGCAAUGACUAAGUUAGGAAUCAGUUAUGAAAAUCCUGCUAGAACUGAAGACGAGAGGAAGCUGUGUGCCAUGGCAACAACUCUGGAGGAUGGCAGCAUGUCUUCUGAACUGGUUGAGCUCAUCAAACAACUGUGGCGUGACGGGGGGACACAGGCCUGCUUCGCCAGGGCGGCCGAGUACCAGCUCAGCGACUCGGCAGCCUAUUACCUCGAUGAUUUGGACAGGUUGGCAAUGCCAGACUAUGUCCCUACCGAGCAAGAUGUCCUGCACUCCCGAGUGCAGACAACUGGGAUAAUAGAGACUCAGUUUUCUUUCAAGGAUUUAAACUUCAGGAUGUUUGAUGUGGGUGGACAACGAUCAGAGAGGAAAAAGUGGAUUCACUGCUUUGAAGGAGUGACUUGCAUCAUAUUCUGUGCUGCACUCAGUGCCUAUGACAUGGUUCUGGUGGAAGAUAAAGAAGUGAACAGAAUGCAUGAAAGCCUUCAUCUGUUCAACAGCAUCUGCAACCAUAAGUGCUUUGCAGCCACUUCCAUUGUGCUGUUCCUAAACAAAAAAGACCUCUUUCAAGAGAAAAUAACAAAAGUUCACCUGAAUAUCUGCUUUCCUGAGUAUAAUGGACAAAACACAUUUGAAGAUGCUGCAAAUUACAUCAAGAAACAAUUUCUAGACUUGAACAUAAGGAAACAAGAUAAAGAGAUAUAUUGUCACUUGACCUGUGCCACAGACACCCAGAAUGUCAAAUUUGUUUUUGAUGCAGUCACAGAUAUAAUAAUCAAAGAAAAUCUGAAAGACUGUGGGCUUUUCUAACCAUUAAUUCCCUUGCUCAGAGCUUCACUCCACUUUCCUCUCUUCAUCUGAUGUGCUGGCUGAAAUAAAAAGCCCCUCUAGGUAAGAAUCAAUAUCAGUUAGGCACCCAUUAGCAUCAUUACCAUUGGCUGUACCAUUAGUUGGGUACAGCCUAAGCAUUGCAGAGCAACACAGACCUUCCAGAUACAAGAAGAUUAAAAAAAUUGUUCCUGCUCUACAAAGAUGACAGCUGCUGAUAAAUCCUAUUGGAAUCAAAGUUGCAUUCCUACUUAAAUCAAUAUCAAAGAAUCAUCGAAUUCUUUGGUUUGGAAGAGACCUUAAAGAACAUCUAGUUCCAGCCCUGAUGCCAUAGGCAGCAAAAUCUUCCACUAGAGCAGGCAAUCAGCACUUCUCAGGAAUCUGGGGACACCUCAGUAUCCUGAGUCUUCUAGUGAUAGGAUGAGAAAAGUUAAUAUAUAACAGACAACUGACUUACUUGCAAUUGAAGCCUAAAGAAAACUAUACCUUUACACAGUACCAAUACAUAAUUUACAAUCUGUUUUGUGUUUGUGUUACACAAACAACUGAAAGCGACAUGCCGUUGAUUCAACAAAAGCAAACCUCCCCAUACUUAGAUGGUGGAUGAUGAAAAGCAGUGAAAAUCUGAAUGUUUAAUGAUACUGUUUAGUUAGGAGAGCUAAGGAACAUAUGCAUAAAAACUGCACACAUACAAAAUUGACAAAAUUCCCAGUUUGAGAAAAAUUAAACACAGUAAGAUGGAGGCAAGUUUUGUAAAUCCCUAAGGAGAAAAAAAAAUAAAAAUUAUAAUGACUGUCAGUUUCUGCCUAAGUCACAAAGGCAAGUUGAAACAUUUUUGGUUUAUAAUUAAAUAUGAGACUUUCUUAAAAUGUGAUUAAUAAUCCUGCUACUCAGCAGGAAUGGCAGCAGUAACUUCUACCAGUGCAGAGCAGAUCUAAACCCACAGUUCUCAUGACAAAAGCACAUCCUUGGGACUCUGGCACAGAGCA